AUGUUCGAUCAAUGGAAGCCCGCUCUCGAUUUUGAGGAUGGUUCUCUUACCAAUCAUCACCAUUCCCAAGUCGGUCAAACAGUCGCAGAGCAAUUUUCAAUGGAGAGCCUGCUGGACUAUAACCCUAUGAUGCUAUCAUCACUGUUGUUGUUGCCGAUGCCCUUCCUAAAACCACAACAUGUAGAUUCAAUUCCAAGUCAGACGAAUCGAAAUCCGUUGCAGGAAAGCCUCGGCGACUCAGCUUUCACAUCUGAUCUCGCCUUUCACCCGCCAUUCCACCAAUCUAUCCAUCCCCUUGAACCUCGGGAAUGUUCUCCUUAUUCACCCGCAUCAUCGCCAAAUGGAUCCUGUUCAGGCCUCUUCCGAGCCCCUGGGUCCCAAUUCAUUUUUUCUUCUCCAAGCAACCCGGAUCAUCCAGAGGCCGUCUCCGAUGUGGGUUUCGGUACACCCGGUCCGUCAAGCCAAGCUGAAAUACUUCCCGAUAAUUGCUCUGAAGCCUCGAAUCAGUGUUUUUUGAACCGUCCACAAGCUGCGGGAAUGUGGGACCAGACUGCAACGAGUUCAACGGUGCCAAACUUCUGCGGUCUCACCCAAUCAACGGCAUUGCCAUAUAACCCAACGGAAACCUUCCCCGCCACUAGUACUGGUGGACUUUCCGACUUGCCAGUCUCCUUGAUGGCUGACGUUUUCCCGCUCGAAUCAAGCCACUGUGCUCAUAACCAACAGAGCUUCGAGGUCUUUUCGCGUCCAUGGUCCAGUGAUUACGGCAACUCUCAGCACACGACCUUCAAUCUUAACGUCCCGCAACCGUCCGCCUUGCAUUCAAGCUCUGAUACUUCCAAUAAACCAAACAAUAGCUGUGAAAAUGUGCCAGCAGUAAAGCUCAAGCGCUACUCAUGCCCAGAAUGUGGUCAAAGAUUUGCUCGAGCAUUCAACCUCCAAACACAUAUCGCCACUCACGCAGGAAUGCGACCUUUUUCAUGUCCGGCUGAUGGCUGUUCGAAAGCAUUCAGUCGUCGCCAUGACCUUGGGAGACAUGUUGGCGCAGUUCAUCGGGAAUGGCUAACACUUAAAAACCUCACGGUCGACGAGGCUGUCAAGCCCUUGCGAUGGAAAACCGGCUCGAUCCAUAAGACCCAACAUCACAAUGCUUCUAGUAAUAAAGUCAAGAAAGAAAAAUAG
Molecule: messenger RNA, 1182 nt
Organism: Puccinia triticina
Lineage: Eukaryota; Fungi; Basidiomycota; Pucciniomycetes; Pucciniales; Pucciniaceae
Exons: 3
Coding region: 1-1182 (393 amino acids)
Biological process (GO): regulation of transcription by RNA polymerase II
Molecular function (GO): DNA-binding transcription factor activity, RNA polymerase II-specific; RNA polymerase II cis-regulatory region sequence-specific DNA binding
Source: RefSeq, a predicted model, not a curated record